AGGGGGAGACAAGCGGUCGUCCGGGGUUAGAUUGGGGGGUGUCGGUCCGUUCAGGGCGGGUGAUGACUCACGGCCCAUCCCAUCUUCCCGACGCCGCCCGCCCGCGCAGAGCUAGCUCCAUGGCUUAACGGAGGAGGCAGUGGCGAGCGGGGGGAGGGGGACUCUUAUUUUGUUAGGGGGACCGGGCCAAGGCCCGACCGGCCUGGCAGGGCUCGCCCGGUGCCGGGCGUCAUGUCUCAUGCAGCCGAGCCAGCUCGGGACGGCGUAGAGGCCAGCGCGGAGGGUCCUCGAGCCGUGUUCGUGCUGUUGGAAGAGCGCAGGCCGGCCGACUCGGCCCAGCUGCUCAGCCUGAAUUCUUUGCUUCCGGAAUCCGGGAUUGUUGCUGACAUCGAAUUAGAAAACAUCCUUGAUCCUGACAGCUUCUACGAGCUCAAAAGCCAGCCUCUACCCCUCCGCUCCAGUAGCGGUUACUUUCCCAGUGCGGAGAUUAGAAGCACGGAGGAGGAGAGCAGGUGGACAAGUCCGUGCGCCUCUGGCCUGCCCUUUCCCUACCCUGUCUUGUAUCCCGAACUCAAGGCACACAACACGGAGCUUCCUACCGGCCUGGCUGCUUGGAUGGGCGUGGCCUUCCUAAUCUCCCGUCCUCCCGUGGGGGGCUCCAGGACCCCUGCCAUGUCCUCGUCUUCAUCGCGGGUGUUGCUGCGGCAGCAGCUGAUGCGGGCCCAGGCACAGGAGCAGGAGAGGCGUGAGCGGCAGGAACAGGCAGCAGCUGCUUCCUUCCCCAGCCCUGCGCCCGCCUCACCAGCCAUCUCUGUGAUUGGUGUGUCUGCUGGCGGCCACACACUGGGUCGUCCACCUCCUGCCCAGGUGCCCAGGGAGGUGCUCAAGGUUCAGACCCACCUGGAGAACCCCACACGCUACCACCUGCAGCAAGCCCGCCGGCAGCAGGUGAAACAGUACUUGUCUACCACACUUGGGCCCAAGCUGGCUUCCCAGGCCCUCACCCCGCCACCGGGGCCUGCCAGUGCCCAGCCACUUCCUGCCCCUGAAACUGCCCAUGCCACUGGCCCUACAGGCAGUGCUCCUAACAGCCCCAUGGCGCUGCUCACCAUUGGGUCCAGCUCAGAGAAGGAGAUUGAUGAUGUCAUUGAUGAGAUCAUCAGCCUAGAGUCCAGUUACAACGAUGAGAUGCUCAGCUAUCUUCCUGGAGGCACUGCAGGGCUGCAACUUCCCAGCACGCUGCCUGUGUCAGGGAACCUGCUUGAUGUGUACAGCAACCAAGGAGUGGCCACACCAGCCAUCACUGUCAGCAAUUCCUGUCCUGCUGAGCUGCCUAACAUCAAACGGGAGAUUUCUGAAACCGAGGCAAAGGCCCUUUUGAAGGAGCGACAGAAGAAAGACAAUCACAACCUAAUUGAACGACGCAGGCGAUUCAACAUUAACGAUAGGAUCAAAGAGCUGGGCACCCUCAUCCCCAAGUCCAAUGAUCCGGAGAUGCGCUGGAACAAGGGUACCAUCCUGAAGGCAUCUGUGGAUUACAUCCGCAAAUUACAGAAGGAACAGCAACGCUCCAAAGACCUGGAGAGCCGGCAGCGCUCCCUGGAGCAAGCCAACCGAAGUCUGCAGCUCCGAAUUCAGGAGCUAGAACUGCAGGCCCAGAUCCAUGGUCUGCCAGUACCUCCUACCCCAGGACUGCUCUCCCUAGCCACUAGUUCCGGCUCUGACAGCCUCAAGCCAGAGCAGCUGGACAUUGAGGAGGAGGGCAGGCCAAACACGGCAUCAUUUCAUGUAUCAGGGGGACCUGUCCAGAACACACCUCAGCAGCAGCCUCCAGCACCGCCCUCGGAUGCCCUUCUGGACCUGCACUUUCCCAGCGACCACUUGGGGGACCUAGGGGACCCCUUCCACCUGGGGUUAGAGGACAUUCUGAUGGAGGAGGAAGGGGUGAUGGGAGGACUGUCAGGGGGUGCCCUGUCCCCGUUGCGAGCUGCCUCUGACCCCCUGCUUUCUUCAGUAUCCCCGGCUGUGUCCAAGGCCAGCAGCCGUCGAAGCAGCUUCAGCAUGGAGGAGGAGUCCUGAUCAGGUCUCGCUCCUCCCCUUGGACUUCCCCACCCAGGGAAGGAGGACAAGCCUGAAUGAGACCUUUUUUUCCUACUCCUGUGAGACUGCCCUGUCCAGGAAAUCUGGGGGAAAGAGGAGUUGCAAUUAGGCCCAAACCCUGUAAUCGGCAAGGAGAGGAAUCAGGUGGAGCCCUGCCCCUUUUCCAAAGGAACCACCCUGCACAGGUAUUUCUGAGGGGGAAGGCAGGACAGAACUCCGAGCGAGCACUCAGUUCAUAGCCUAAGAAUCACAGCCAUGCCCCUGGCCCGACUCCUGCCUAGGCAAGGGAAGGAGUCGGGAUAAGGUGGUGCCCCUGGCCACUAGGGACCCUUAUAAACAGGUCUCCUAAGGAAAGGAGAUGCCAGGAUGCUACUCCAUUCCUUCUCUGGGAAUUGCCAGGCCAGCUUUCCCUGGCACUGGAGGAAGAAAAAUGAAAACUCUGGCGUCCUACCCCUGGAGGGUUGAGCCCUAUCCCUUCCUUAUGACCCCUGCCUUGCUCUGGCAAGGAUCCGAAGUAAGAGUGUGAUGCAGCCCAUUCCUCUGACACACAUCCCUCUGUAGGAAAAGCCCAGCACAGGUAUUUCAGGUAUGGAGGAUCUCAUGAAGACACCACAGCCCCAGCCUGACCUUCAGCAACAUCCCAUGCAAGCAUUCCAGUCAGCAGGAAGGAAUGGUUCCUAAAUUCCCUGCCUUAACCUGGGACCAACCUGGGACCUGAGCUAUGAGGGCUCUGUGCUGACCCUGCUCUUGAGGAAGAGAACAGACUGAAAUCUUAAGGAUUGACUUUCUAGCUCUAGAUUCAGAGUGAGAUUUAGAUCUUUACCCUUGGGAGAUCUUUCCUUUUCUGCCUUGAGGGGCAGUUUGGGGAGAUGAUAGAGAUUAGUGUGGACCUAGUCUAGGCACCCCAAAAUGCUACUCCAGUACUUCUCUUCAACUUGUAGAAAAUGGUAAAGGAAGGGUACGUCCAGGCUGUUUCCCAGCCCAAGGGGGAAACGUCCCCUAAAAGACAGGAGCCUGGAUGAAGGGUAGCAAAACCUCAUUUGUUUGUAUGUUUUUUUUUAUUGAGCCCUCCUACUCAGAAACUAGAUCAGCCCUGACCUCUGCCUCCCACACAGGAUUUUCCACAUGGGGAACUACCCCUGUUUCAGAGCCAGCCCCACAAAGCCCCAUCUCUGCCACCUACAGUCAAGGCCUUCAGCUUUAAAGUGCUGGGGCCACGCCCCAAGGAGGGUUUACUGAGGGGGUCUGUAGGUUUGUGACUAAAAUAAUAAAUGCUAGGCGUGUUUGAUGCGCUUUUAACUUUG
This is a messenger RNA of Mesocricetus auratus (golden hamster), 3404 nucleotides long. It is a transcript of the gene Tfe3, whose product is annotated as transcription factor binding to IGHM enhancer 3. The coding region runs from base 232 to 2079 and encodes 615 amino acids. Gene Ontology annotation, biological process: regulation of osteoclast differentiation; humoral immune response; regulation of transcription by RNA polymerase II. The record is from RefSeq and is a predicted model, not a curated record. Gene Ontology annotation, molecular function: RNA polymerase II cis-regulatory region sequence-specific DNA binding; DNA-binding transcription factor activity, RNA polymerase II-specific; protein dimerization activity. Lineage: Eukaryota; Metazoa; Chordata; Mammalia; Rodentia; Cricetidae. The transcript has 11 exons. Gene Ontology annotation, cellular component: nucleus.